This is a messenger RNA of Erigeron canadensis, 2050 nucleotides long. Its product is annotated as calcium-dependent protein kinase-like. Gene Ontology annotation, molecular function: calcium/calmodulin-dependent protein kinase activity; ATP binding; calmodulin binding. The transcript is spliced from 8 exons. Lineage: Eukaryota; Viridiplantae; Streptophyta; Magnoliopsida; Asterales; Asteraceae. The coding region runs from base 228 to 1817 and encodes 529 amino acids. The record is from RefSeq and is a predicted model, not a curated record. Gene Ontology annotation, biological process: intracellular signal transduction; peptidyl-serine phosphorylation; protein autophosphorylation. Gene Ontology annotation, cellular component: cytoplasm; nucleus.
UUUGACAGGUUGAUUAUAUAUUCUACCUACUUCUAUUUUUGAUCCAAAAACCAUCCUUUCUUAAUCCAAUUUCUUUCUAAUCGCUUUGUAAGUUUCUCAGAAGUUGUCAGAAUUUCCAAUAAAGUUUGAGUCUUUUAUCACGGGGUUCUUGUAAUUCAUAAAUCUUGACUUUUUAAUCUCUAUAUUUUUCUUGAUAAUAUUACAAUAAUAAUAAUAAUAAUAAGGGAAUGGGUGGCUGUUUCAGCAAGAAAAAUCACAAUGGCUAUAGAUCUUCAUCAAAGCAUCAAACUUACCAACAUGUUUCUGAAAGUUAUGAAAAACCCACAUCAAACUAUACUCAAGAAACCCAUAACUACCACCAGCAGCCGGUGCCUGUUCCGGCGGCGCCACCAGUAAAGCCCAGGCCUGUCCAGGGUUCAGACCCAAAUACUAUAUUGGGUAAGCCAUUUGAGGAUAUAAGAAGAUACUAUACACUUGGUAAAGAGUUGGGCAGAGGUCAGUUUGGUGUAACAUACCUUUGUACUGAGAAUUCAUCUGGUCAUACUUAUGCUUGUAAAUCGAUUUUGAAACGAAAACUUGCAAGUAAUAAUGACAAAGAGGACAUUAAAAGAGAGAUACAGAUUAUGCAACAUUUAAGUGGUCAAUCUAAUAUUGUUGAGUUUAAAGGGACUUAUGAAGAUAGACAAUCUGUUCAUCUUGUGAUGGAACUUUGUGCCGGUGGUGAGCUUUUCGAUAGGAUUAUAGCUCAAGGACAUUAUACUGAGAAAGCUGCGGCUUCCAUUUGUAGACAGAUUGUGAAUGUUGUCCAUGUUUGUCAUUUUAUGGGUGUUAUGCAUAGGGAUCUCAAGCCUGAAAACUUUUUGCUUUCUAGCAAGGACGAGAAUUCGAUGUUGAAAGCAACUGAUUUCGGGCUGUCUGUGUUUAUCGAAGAAGGGAAGGUGCACCGUGACAUAGUUGGCAGCGCAUACUACGUCGCUCCUGAAGUACUAAGGCGUAAUUAUGGAAAGGAAAUAGAUAUUUGGAGUGCAGGGGUAAUGUUGUAUAUUCUACUAAGUGGUGUACCUCCAUUUUGGGCAGAGACUGAAAAGGGGAUAUUUGAUGCUAUACUAGAAGGUGAUAUUGACUUUGAUAGUCAACCAUGGCCCUCGAUAUCAAGGAGUGCAAAAGAUCUUGUUCGAAAAAUGUUAACACAGGAUCCAAAAAAGAGACUUACUUCUGCCCAAGUUCUUGAGCAUCCAUGGCUUAGAGAAGGUGGAGAAGCAUUGGAUAAGCCGAUAGAUAGUGCUGUGCUGUCCAGAAUGAAGCAAUUCAGAGCAAUGAAUAAACUCAAGAAACUAGCUUUGAAAGUAAUUGCAGAAAGUAUGUCAGAAGAGGAAAUCAAAGGUCUCAAAGCAAUGUUCGUCAAUAUGGACACAGAUAAGAGCGGUUCAAUCACUUAUGAAGAGCUGAAGACAGGACUUGCUAGGCUUGGGUCCAAGCUUUCAGAAGCAGAAGUUAAGCAACUAAUGGAAGCUGCUGACGUGGACGGCAAUGGAACAAUUGAUUACAUUGAGUUCAUUACAGCUACAAUGCACAGACACAGACUCGAAAGAGAUGAGCAUUUAUACAAAGCAUUUUGCCAUUUUGACACAGAUAAUAGUGGAUAUAUCACAAUGGAUGAACUAGAAACAGCCAUGAAGGACUAUGGCAUGGGCGAUGAAGCUACCAUAAAGGAUAUCAUCUCAGAAGUGGAUACUGAUAAUGAUGGAAGAAUUAACUAUGAAGAAUUCUGCACAAUGAUGAGAAGUGGAACUGUACAUCAAGCCAAGCUCUUUUGAUGCCCUUUGCUAGAAAGAAAGAUGUGGACUUGGGCAAGUAUUUAUAGUUGUUAGACUCUCGAGGUAAUGUAGAUGAGGCUUUUUGCGGGGGUUUUCAAUUACCGAGUUUUUGUUUUCUCUUUGAUAUGUCAUAGUUGUUGCUUAAAAGUGUUUGUUUAAGGUUAUGUAACAUACGUGCUUCUUGAUGUUUAGUACUAAAGUGUGCACUAAUGUGAUUUGGAUUGCCAGCCUAA